Molecule: messenger RNA, 7386 nt
Organism: Drosophila grimshawi
Lineage: Eukaryota; Metazoa; Arthropoda; Insecta; Diptera; Drosophilidae
Exons: 5
Coding region: 504-7322 (2272 amino acids)
Biological process (GO): negative regulation of transcription by RNA polymerase II
Cellular component (GO): nucleus
Molecular function (GO): protein binding; transcription corepressor activity
Source: RefSeq, a predicted model, not a curated record
AAAAAAAAAUAAGAAGAGCAGCAACAACUAAAAAGUUGCUUCGCAAGAAAUUUGUACGUGUAUCAUCAGCGUGUGUGUGUGUGUUGUGUUUGCAUGUGUAUAGUCUGUGUAAAAAAAGUGUAUGAAAUAAAAGUAAAGUAAAGUAAAGUGAAAAGCAAUGCCAAAAGGAAUUACAAGAGCAAGAAUUGUAGAAGACCCCAGCAACGGCCCUACACAGAUAUUCCCAUACAUGCACAAAACGUGAAAUAACAGUAAAAGUCUUUUCGAAAAGCUUCAGCGAGAGAGAGAGCUACAAAAAGAAGGAGGAGGAGGUGGGAAGACGCGUUGGUUUCAACAUUGACAUCGCACGCACACACGCUAAAGAAAGAAGGGAUUGAAGGGAGAAGGAAACAAAGGCAACGUCCAACAGGCCACUCGGCUUUACAAUUGAGCAUCACAUUUUCAAGGGCUCCUUUCGCAAAGCGCGCGCGCGCUCUGUUUGAAUUUUAAAAAUUGGAGCCACAAUGGAACCCAAUCGACAUUAUGAAUAUCAAACGCAUCAUCAUCAAUCCCAUAUCCCACUACAACAUCAGCAUCAACACCAACAUCAGGUUGUGCAUUCGCAUCCACAACAUACAGUGCAUAGCAACCACAUACAACACCAUCAGCAUCAGCAACAAUCGGCAGCAACAGCAACUGCUCCCCCACCACUACCACCGCCACCACCACAACAACAGCAACAACACCACCUUCAACCGCUUCCCCACCAACAUCAAGCGAUUGUCAAUAGCUCUACCUUCAGCAGUUCUUCAAUUGGUUACCACAAUUCACAGCGAACGGAUGCGGAGCGAUCCCGUGCCGCCACUUAUGUGAUGAACGCUCGCUGUGUUGCUGGUGGUGGCGGUGGUGGUGCAGCAGCAUCUGUAAUGCCACCCAUAGGUGCUGCUGCUGCCGCUGCAUUGGGUGGCGAUCCGCAUUUACAAUACUACACCUCCAAUCGCGAAUUGGGUGUGGGUGAGAGAUCAACAGAGCCGCCGUCAUCUCAUCUCUGUUGGCAGUAUAAGACGGAGCAGGAAACAUCACCAACUGGAGCUGCGCCAGCUCCUGCACCCGCGCCCAUGGCACGUCAUCACAGUAGCGCCAUGUACAACGCCGCACCCCACUGGCCGCCGCCCCAAGAGGAACAGCAGCAGCCAUCGCAUCUGGUGCACCAGCAGGACCAGCAGUCGCGAUAUGGGUACAGCAGCAAGUCACAGACGCCAACACAUCGAAGUGCAAUCAGCAGCAGCAGCGGGAACGGGAGCAAUCACCGCUAUUAUGAGGACAACAACAUCAAAUACUCAAGUGCAGUGCCGGGCCAAGGGGCCAAGGUAUUGAGCUAUGCGCCCGCAGUUGGCAGUGCCUCCUCCACCUCCUCGCAGCAGCAGCAGCAACAGUUGACUGCACGCUCCUCUCGUUACGAUCAGUUGGAGCAUGUGGUGAAUCCCACAAAUGUGCUGCUUGGCACCAGUGAUCAGCAGCCCAGUCCCAAUUAUGCGCGCAAGUGUCCGCAGCAUUAUGAUCCGCCAACGGAACAGCAUAGCGCUGCAGCGCCUGUCACGCCCUCAGCUAUCAGUCACCAUAUGCAGCACACCCAACAACAACAACAGCAACAACAUCAGAGCUUGUACAUGCCCUCAAACUUUCAGAACACGAUGCACAAUGCCAUUGAGAAAUAUGUGCGAGAAACGGGUCCAUCGCCUAGUUUGGAUUAUAGACGCAGUGGCGCCAAUUAUUCACGGCCCACAGUCAGCUUUUAUGGCAAAGCAAAAGCACCAGGUGUUGGUGGCAGCAGCAGCAGCAACGCAUAUGUCAAAUUGGAGUCGGAGACACCGGCUUUGGCACGUUCCUCGCUCUAUCAUAAUCCGUACAAUCCGCCCACAGCAGCACCACCGGAGAAGGAGCAGUCAGCGUCCGCAAUCAGCUCACGAGGCUCGUCGCCCGCUGCACCACUAAUCUUUCCUACCAAGUAUGGCAAACUGUUGCAGCAGCAUGCUGCACCGACGCCAACCGCACCACAAAUACUUCCAUCUGGUGCUGCCUUUCAGCAUCGCAGUUCCUCCAGCUCCACUUCGAGCCAUGCCUCAUAUUAUCACCAUGGCACGCCAUCCCCAGCAGCUGCUCAGGUGGCUUCUCCCACGCCCGCUGCACAGCAGCUGUAUACUCAUACACCGCCACCGGCGUGCAGCGGCACAGCGUCCACCUCGAAUUAUUCAAUGUUGCAGGUGUAUCCACACGGACCGGACAUCUGUUGUCACCAGCCAGCGCCAGUGGCUUCCAAACCGGCGUUGACGGCUGUGCCGAGGAAAACCAAUUCCUCAACAGCCAAGCCCAAUUAUCGAGCGCUAAUCAAUGACAUGUUGAAGAGGAAUACGACCAGCGAGGAAGAGCGCAAUCUACAGAUCAUCAAGAAGACCCUCAAUAUGGAGACGCCCGACAUUCAUUUAGCAUUAAUACCCACCACUAGCCGGCAAUCGCCAAGUGCAAUAAACAUAGCAGUUCCUACUAUGCCAGCACCAGUUAUCCAACAACAGAUGCAACGACCCUUGCCACCACCCGUUCCGCCUGCCACCUACUCUCCGCUUGAUCUGUCCAUGCGCACAGUCAAGCAAACAGCCGACUCGACCGAUUAUAAAUAUCAGGGCAUCAUGCCGGAGUCCAAACCCACUGCCUCGCCCCAGCCCGUCACUGUAACGGGUGGAGGUCAGGGUCUUGGUCUGGGUCUGCCGCGAUUUGAUAUAACGCCAAAUUUCGCGCGCAGCACCAGCAGCAGAGCUGCAUCAAGUACAGCAGCCGCAACGGCUGUCAUACGCCAGGCGCCUGCUAGUGUUGCCGCGGCUGCCGUUGCUGCACCAGCCGAUGCCACGCCCAUGCUGAUUAAGGCGGCGCAACAGUUGCGACCCAGCGUAGUAGAAACGAAUCCGUAUGCCAAGCGACCGCAACUGCCGCCCGAGACGACAAUCAGUAACAUCGAGACCUCGCCUAGUCCACUCACUGCUGGCACAACAACGACGACGACGAGCAACAACAGUCAUGUGCCGAGCGCUGGGACUAGUGUCCACAACAGCAGCAAUCCCAACUAUUUGGGACGGAAACGGCAUCUCCAAGAGUACAAUCAGGCAACGGCUGCUGCAGAGGCAGCUGCGGCCGCAGCGAAACAGACGCGUCUGGAAUCACCUCAGCCAAAGGGGGCCAUGGUUGCCUCAGUGCCGGUUAUUGCCAUCAAUGAGCAGGCACUGGCAGCCAAGCGACUUGAGCUGCCGGCAACGGGUUCGAGUCAAGGCCGCAUCAUUGUUGGUCCACAGCCCAGCCAGGAGCCGGUUGUGCGGCCGAAGCCGGAGCCACGGAUUCGCACAAAGGCCGAGCUCAAGGGAUUCACAUUUACGCCACCAGUGCUGGCUCCUACUAUUUUCACGACAACAACAGCUGCUGCAGCACCCGUAUCAGGUGCAAGUGAAUCCACAACGAGCGUUCCAGUUCUGCCACCUACUUUACAUCCUCCCAGUCAUUUGAUGAUCAAUCACAUACAAAUCAAAACGGAACCAAUGGCCACGCCGGAGCUCGAUCUGGAUCUAGAGCUGGAUGUGAAGCCAUCAAGUUUUAAUAGCAACAGUCUAUUGGAUUGGGGCAGUACCUGCAACAAUCUGGUGGAGCAGCUGCUCAGCAAAGUGAUGCCCGUCAAGGUAGCACCUGCAUCUGCGAACGAAAGCUUAACACCUGCUCUGUCUCAGUCUUUGCCUCUGUCUCCACUGCCUCUGCCUCUGCCCUCAAGCAGUAUCAAACUGGAACUUAGUGAGGAUGAUCUGCCUGUGGCGCGCAUCCUUAAGCGACAGCCGGCACUGGUGGAUGUCGAGUCGGCGGCAACUACAACCACACAGGUGACAAACACAACCAUCGGCGCUCAGAAGAAACUGAGCAAGACAGAUCGCGAAAAGAAGCGAAUUGUGCAGGAGCAGCGGAUAGCAGCACGAUUGGCACCAGCGGCGGGCCAGAGCAGCAGCUCCGAGAGCGAUACGACGGAGCUGCACAAGCGGAAGACGGCCAGGCAAAAGAAGCCGCUUAUGAUGCGCAAGGGCAAGGUGCGCCGUGCCGAGGACAAGAAGCAAUUGAAGCACCGGGAACAGCAGGGCAGCGACGAGGAACAGGAGCAGGAUGGUGUUAGCAAUAGCUCUAGCGAGGCAAAGAACAAUACGAUAAGUCUAAUGAAAACGAGAAUAGCCAUAGCUACUGAAAACAUAGUGCAAUAUGCGGGCGGGAAGUGCAAAGCUAAAAAGAAGAGCGUAAAUGCAAGAUGCGAAAAGGUGGAACAGAAAUUGGAAGGGGAAGAUGACCAGGAGGAUAAGAGUAACUCGAGCAGCUGCAACAGCGAUGUUAAGGAGAAGCAGCACCAGCAGGAGGAAGACGAUGAUGACGAUGACGAUGAAGAUGACGACGAGCGGAGGCAGGAUGCGGGCGCCGCUGCAAUGCUAGCGAAAGAGGGCAAAAAAGCGGAUCAAGUGGGUAUCAAGCGCAAGGCAAACGCCUCAAACUUGCGUGCGAAUGCUCAAUUAAAGAAUCGGAUUGCACUGAACACCAUGACACGAUCGAAGCGGAAAAAGGAACUUGAGCUCCAGCUGGCCAAUAGCAAAGUGCUUCGCAACGAGAAAAUCAUUCGGAACUCAACGACCAAGAUCAAGCGGAAAUAUGUGCGGAAAAUGGUGCCCGAUGGUGGUGGCAAGAAGGAGCUGAUGAUGAGCACCCGGUUGCGCAACAAGCGUGCUUCAGUCGUCGAUCUGACCCAGCUAAAUGGACGUAAGAUUCAAAACAAACCAGGCGGCGCGUCCAGCACGCCGAACAGCAGCACCAACAAAGGCAACAAGACAAAUACAUCGCCGCAGCAGCAACUAAUUCUGGAAGAGUACCGUUAUAAGGUGGCGCUGAAGAUACCGCAACGUUUGAUCUCCAUGAACAAGCUGAACAAGUUGCCGCAGAUGGCUGCCUCUUUGCCGGAUUUGGAGCGUGGCCGUGACUUCCGCCAGGAGUUGGCCUGCUUUAAGCCGAUCUGUGGUCGCAAGCCGCGAACCAAGCAGCAGCAAAAGCAGCAUCAACAACAAAAGCAGCAGCAGGAAAAGGCAAUGCCCAAAUCAAUCAUCGACGUACUUCAUCUGCGUGUCACCAGCAACAACAGCAGCAGCAGCCAUCAGGGAAACAAGAACAACGCAUCAUCACAUCCAUCAAAUUGCUCCGCUAGCCUGCACAACUACAGCGAAACCUCACAGACCUCCGCCUCGAAUUCGUUAUACGAGGCGCAUUCGCAGGAGGCGGCGGAUCCCAGCUUGGAGGACACAAUGGGCAAGCGGCACUUUAGCAUAUUCGACACGAAAGUGCUGCAGAGCAAGACGCGCACCGAGUCCAAGUUGCAGCAACGGCGCGAAGUCAUCCGCGAAAUCUUUGUUGGCACGGAUCCACGUCCAGCAUCGGCGCCACCGGAGUGUGCACAGGAUCAGGCGGGCGGUGAGGAGUACUCUGCAUUGAGCUAUCAACAUUACGAAGACUUUCUAGAGCAAAUGAAUCGCAUUGUCAGUGCCAACAACAACAAGUUGGCCAGGCACAGCAUCACCAACGAUAAGACAAAUCACCACACUGGAAAAACAGAUUCACCCACCACAACAACAACGAGCACAGUACAUUGUGCCCACAAACGAAAGUACUUGCGUCGCAAGGGCAGCUCCGGCUUUGAUUAUAUACGCAAAAAGAAGAAAUCUACCCAGCAGCAUCACCAGAGCAGCAGCGCCAAUAGCACAACAAUCAGUACCACCCUCGCUGCCAAGACAGCCGGCGAGCAAGUGACGCCCUUGUUGACGACAGGGGUUGCCUGGACAUCGGCGACGGCAGCAGAUGCUGCUGCAGAUGAACGCUUGGAUGAUACAGACAGCACCAUAGCGGGCAGUACGUCCCACUUGCCGAUCAAGAUUAAAACGGAGAUGGACGUGUGCCGCGAAAUACAGAAAUGGGUACUCAACAAGGGUGUGGGUCAGAGCACAAUGCAUAAAGCGGCGCGUCAGGGACUCAUCGAUGUGGUUGUUUACUGUCUGGAUCGCAUGGGCAUGAAUCCGGAUCAAAAGGACAACGCCGGCUAUACGCCGCUGCACGAGGCUUGCACCCAGGGCUGGCUGGAGAUUGCACGGAUUCUCUUGCAAUUCGGUGCCAAUCACUCGGAGGCCGCUCAAUCCGGCAUUCGACCAUUGCACGGUGCCAUAGAAAAUGAUCAUGAGGAGGUGGUACGUCUCCUAUUGUCAUAUGGCGCUGACCCAUUGCUGGCAACAUACUCAGGCCAAACACCACUCAUGUUAGCUUCAAGCAAAUUGAUGUGCAGCAUUCUGCGUUCGCAUCUCAGCGAUGCACAAAGUGCGGCCGCAGAUAUAAAACCGAUGCGAUUUCUGGGACCAUGGGAGUUAUUUAAUGAAAAGGAAUACGGUUUUGAUAUAUUCGAUAGUGUACCGAAGACAGCAUGUGAUAUGAGCAGAGCUCAACUUAGAGAAAGGAGGAGGCAAAAACGCAACCAAGGCGACAACGAGAAUCAUCCAGCAAAGCACAAAACCAACAGCAAUAGCAGACACAACACAAAUAAUUCCAACGGAUUAUUACAGACAAAGGCGGAUAGCAAAGAAAUAAUUAAUCAAAAUGGGGAGAUAUGUGGAAAGACUGCAACAACAACAACAACAACAGCAACAAUAAUGUUCAAAAUAGAGCCUGGAGCGGGAUUGGAGGAUACCAAUAACAACAAAAACAAUGAUAUUAAUGUUGAGCAAAAUGUAACGGGUGUUGUGAACGGAAAAAAUGAGGUUAAACAGGAACCCCAGGAUGAUGACGAGAAUAUGAAUAUAGAAAAUAACGAGAUGAAUGAUGAUGAUCAUAUUGAAAAUGAUGAUAGUGAUGUAGGAGAGACGUUAUCGGAUGAAUUGAAUAGUGAUAUUUUUAAAUUUGAAGAGGCCGAUGUGCCCCUACCACCACUGUACUUGCUCAAAGAUGAGGGCAGUGAUAAAUGGGUACUCUUAAAUGAUUUGUGCAAUUUACUUAAGGUCAAGUCGAAAGACACGCUGCUUAAUAAGAUCUGUCCAAAUGGCAAUACGCUGGCAACCACACAUAAGCAAUUACUGAGAGAGUUCAAAAUUGAUGAUUUUCUGGAGCAGGCGACGUGCCUGCAGCUGUUGUGUGCCGGUGAGAAGUUGAAUAUGUUUAGCUCCUCAAAGGUUAUGCUUAUCAGAUACAACGAGAGCGUCAAGAAUUUGCUGGGCGUUAAAACAAUUUUAAUGAAAUUUUAAACCGAGUGCGGUUCUAAUUUUAUGUCACUAGAUUAUAUAUAUUCGAAUAUGCUAAAAAAAAAGU